UCCGUCGCGGCGGCGCGGUGCACCCUGGGAUAAGGAGCGAUCUCUGAGCGAGGCAGCAAGAUGGACGCGGGAUUCUUCCGCGGGACAAGUGCAGAACAGGACAAUCGGUUUAGCAACAAACAGAAGAAACUACUGAAACAACUGAAAUUUGCAGAAUGUCUAGAGAAAAAGGUGGACAUGAGCAAAGUAAAUUUGGAGGUUAUAAAGCCUUGGAUAACAAAACGAGUAACGGAAAUCCUUGGGUUUGAAGAUGAUGUUGUGAUUGAGUUUAUAUUCAACCAGCUGGAAGUGAAGAAUCCAGAUUCCAAAAUGAUGCAAAUCAACCUGACUGGGUUUUUGAAUGGAAAAAAUGCUAGAGAAUUUAUGGGAGAACUGUGGCCUCUGCUGUUAAGUGCACAAGAAAACAUCGCUGGAAUCCCUUCUGCUUUCCUAGAACUGAAGAAAGAAGAAAUAAAACAGAGACAAGUAACCCUUUUUUCUCUUGCNUCGAUGAAAAAGCAAGAUGAAGACAAAGAUAAGAGGGAUAAAGAGGAAAAAGAGAGCAGCAGAGAAAAAAGGGAGAGGUCUCGAAGCCCAAGAAGACGCAAAUCCAGAUCUCCUUCCCCUAGAAGACGAUCUUCCCCUGUCAGGAGAGAGAGAAAGCGCAGUCAUUCUCGAUCUCCCCGUCACAGAACCAAGAGCCGGAGUCCUUCCCCUGCUCCAGAAAAGAAGGAGAAAAGUCCAGAGCUUCCAGAACCUUCAGUGAAAAUAAAAGAACCUUCAGUACAAGAGGCCACAUCUACUAGUGACAUCCUGAAAGCUCCCAAGCCUGAACCUAUACCAGAGCCUAAAGAACCGACUCCAGAAAAGAAUUCCAAAAAAGAAAAGGAAAAGGAAAAGACCCGACAAAGAUCUCGGUCACGUUCCAAGUCAAGAUCCCGUACACGUUCUCGCUCACCGUCUCAUACUCGACCAAGACGGCGCCAUAGAUCCCGAUCAAGAUCGUACUCACCUAGAAGGCGGCCCAGUCCAAGGAGACGGCCUUCUCCUCGAAGAAGAACCCCACCAAGACGAAUGCCGCCUCCACCAAGGCACAGGAGGAGCAGGUCUCCUGGGAGACGAAGGAGGCGUUCAUCAGCAUCCUUGUCUGGGAGUAGUUCAUCAUCCUCAUCAUCUCGUUCCCGGUCACCACCAAAGAAGCCUCCCAAGAGAACAUCUAGCCCUCCUCGAAAAACUCGCAGGUUAUCUCCUUCUGCAAGUCCUCCAAGGCGAAGGCACAGGCCAUCACCCCCAGCAUCUCCACCACCAAAAACUCGGCAUUCCCCAACACCCCAGCAGUCAAACCGUACAAGAAAAAGUCGUGUUUCUGUGUCUCCGGGGAGAGCUUCAGUGACAAAACAUAAAGGUACUGAAAAAAGAGAGUCGCCUUCACCAGCACCAAAGCCUAGAAAAGUAGAGUUAUCUGAAUCAGAAGAAGAUAAAGGUGGCAAGAUGACUGCAGCUGAUUCUGUGCAGCAGAGGCGUCAAUACAGACGACAGAACCAGCAGUCUUCAUCUGACUCUGGAUCUUCCUCCUCCUCAGAAGAUGAGCGGCCCAAGAGAUCCCAUGUGAAGAACGGUGAGGUAGGCAGGCGGCGGAGACAUUCCCCUUCCCGGAGUGCUUCUCCAUCUCCAAGAAAGCAUCAGAAAGAGACCUCCCCUCGGAUGCAGAUGGGAAAGCGAUGGCAAUCGCCAGUGACUAAAAGUGGUAGACGAAGGAGAAGUCCCUCCCCACCACCCACCAGAAGGCGACGUUCUCCUUCUCCUGCCCCUCCUCCGCGGCGGCGCAGGUCUCCCACACCACCACCACGUCGAAGGACGCCUUCACCACCACCACGUCGGCGCUCGCCUUCCCCAAGAAGAUACUCUCCUCCAAUACAGAGACGAUACUCUCCUUCUCCACCUCCCAAGAGAAGGACGGCCUCUCCCCCACCCCCUCCCAAACGAAGGCCAUCACCGUCUCCACCACCAAAGCGCCGGGUCUCCCAUUCUCCACCUCCCAAACAGAGAAGCCCCCCAGCCACCAAGAGACGGUCACCUUCUUUAUCUUCAAAGCAUAGGAAAGGGCCCUCUCCAAGCCGCCCUGCCCGGGAAGCCCGGUCACCACAGCCAAACAAACGGCAUUCGCCCUCACCGCGGCCUCGAGCUCCCCACACCUCCUCAAGUCCUACCCCCGUUCGAAGAGGACCUUCUGCAUCACCCCAAAGAAGACAGUCCCCAUCUCCAAGUACUAGGCCUAUUAGGAGAGUCUCCAGAACUCCAGAACCGAAAAAGCCAAAAAAGGCUGCCUCACCUAGCCCACAGUCUGUAAGAAGGGUCUCAUCUUCCCGAUCUGUUUCUGGAUCUCCUGAGCCAGCAGCUAAAAAGCCUCCAGCACCUCCGUCCCCUAUCCAGUCUCAAUCACCUUCUACAAACUGGUCACCAGCAGUACCAGUCAAAAAGGCUAAAAGCCCAACACCAAGCCCCUCACCGGCCAGAAGUAACACUUUUUUCUGGGUUUUUCAGGAGACAGAGAGUGAAGCUGAAGACAACCUUGAUGACUUGGAAAAGCACCUGCGGGAAAAGGCCCUGAGAUCCAUGCGCAAGGCUCAAGUGUCCCCACAGUCUUAGGUGGAAAUGUUUGUUAUGAUGUAAAUUUUAUUUGGUUUGUACUCAAUUCAAUUUCAAAAUUGCUAAAAUGUGUUUGAGCUUUAGACUAUAACAUUUGUUGUAAUAAUUGCUAGGUUGAAGUUCACCAUGUAAAAAAAGGGCAUGGAUUUACAUUGCAAAGGUGUCCACAGUGUAUUCGUGACAUUCUUACAUUGAGAGCUGACGUAAUUCAUUUACAGUGAAAUAUUUUUAAGCCAAAAAAAAAUAAUCUCCUUUUCAAAAAAGGGGGUUUAAAUAUUGUUGGCAUUCUUCUGGUUCCUUUAAAUGCCCCUGGUUAUUCCAGAGGGUGUUUUUUUGUCUCCCUCCUUUCUUUUUAGUCCUUUACUUUUUCUUGGAUCUUAACACCCAUGUAAGUUAUGCUUCCAACCGCACAUGGUUUGAAAGCCUGCCCAGAGAUACGACCACUGCUGAACUACCACAAACGUAUAAAUGAGUGUUUCAAUGCCACAACCUUUCCUGUUGCCUGUGGAGUCUCUGCUGAAAAGAAUCAAGAUUUGAGCUCUAGAAUAAGACAAAUGCGAGCAUGUUGUUUGCCAGGACACUGUGGGGUUAUAUUGAUGUGUAACAAGUUGAUUCAGAACACUGGAAUUUCAUUCUAUUCUGUUCUGAUUGAUUUUUUUUGUUUUGUAAAGGCAAUUAACUAGUCCCAGAAAGGAUCCUUCAGUUAUAUAAAAUUUUGUUUCAUGGAUGUCAUGGCUCCAUUCAUAUUUUUGUCUUGUUCUUCCAAUUUGGUAUAUACAACUUUUUUCAGAACUCUUGUAUUUGGAACGUUGGAAGGGCCCAAACUUUGAAAUAGUGUCUUGGUUUCACUGUUUUUUCUUUUUUGUUUGUUUUUGUUUGUCUUUUUUUUUUAACUAAAGCUAUAUAAAGCUUGUGGAUUAAACAGAAUAAAUUUCUAAAUUUAAAAUUGUUUGCCACUCACUUUUACUUGAGGAAAACUGUCUUUCUUAGAAAUCUUAGAGGGUCUAUCUAUAUUUUUAUUUAUCUUUUUGGUUCAGUGGAAGUUGAGUUGUACAGGGGAAAUAAAAGGUGAUAAAAC
Messenger RNA from Dipodomys ordii (Ord's kangaroo rat), 3706 nucleotides. It is a transcript of the gene Srrm1, whose product is annotated as serine/arginine repetitive matrix 1. The coding region runs from base 61 to 2628 and encodes 855 amino acids. Gene Ontology annotation, cellular component: spliceosomal complex. NCBI's taxonomy places the organism in Eukaryota, Metazoa, Chordata, Mammalia, Rodentia, Heteromyidae. The record is from RefSeq and is a predicted model, not a curated record. Gene Ontology annotation, biological process: mRNA processing; regulation of mRNA splicing, via spliceosome. Gene Ontology annotation, molecular function: RNA binding. The transcript is spliced from 17 exons.